Molecule: messenger RNA, 918 nt
Organism: Aspergillus welwitschiae
Lineage: Eukaryota; Fungi; Ascomycota; Eurotiomycetes; Eurotiales; Aspergillaceae
Product: thioesterase family protein
Exons: 1
Coding region: 1-918 (305 amino acids)
Source: RefSeq, a predicted model, not a curated record
AUGCCCACCAUCCUCCUCAUCUUUGCAGUGCCCAUCCUCAUCCUCCUCCUCCUAACCAACGCCAAAUCCCUCCCACUCACAUACUCUCUCCAACUCCUCCCAUCCCUCUACCGAAUCCUGCAACCCCGCCUCUCGCGCAACGCUCCACGACCCAAAGAGCUCGUAUCCCCGCAACCAAUCAGCAACCCAAAGCUCUUCUAUCCAGCCCUACCCAGCCUUUUCCGCCCCCACACAACUCAAACCCACUGCCCCCUGCCGGAAAUCGACCUGAACCUACACAAAAGCAACAGCACUUUCUUCACAGAUGCGGACCUCAGCCGCGCCCGCCUCCUCAGUCGUCUCCUGGGGCCGGCCUUGGCAGCAACCGGCGGAAUGCCCAUGCUGGCUGCCGUGCAGGCGCGGUUCUUGCGCGAGAUCCGCCCCUUUCAGCGGUAUUGCGUUACAUCUCGGAUCCUGGCGUGGGAUCAGCGGUCGUUGUGGACGGUUACGUAUUUCUUGCGGGGAGAUGUGUACAGGGGCAUGAUGGAGAUGGAUCUACUUGGUGGAGGGCCCGCAGCGGUGCUCAGGGAUGAGAAGCUACGCAAGAUGGUGUUGGCUGUGCUGGUGAGUCGGUAUGUGGUUAAGGCUGGACGAGUGACGGUGCCUCCUGUGGAGGUGUUCAAGCGGGCGGGGUUGUUAAUUGGUGGUGAUGAUGAUGAGGAGAAGAGUGAUGACUUUAGUCAUUCUAACGGAGGUAUCUUUGCUAGCGGCGUUGAGAAGGAGAAAGAGGAGGAUUCGCUUGUGCGAACGGGAAGUAAGAUUGGGAGUACUAGCAUGAAGACUAAGAUCCACCCGAAGGAUGAAGAAAUCUGGCCUGCAGACCGUGUGGAGGAGGUGAUUGGGUCUGCGAUGGCGUUCAUCGGAGAAUGCAUGCUCUAG